This is a messenger RNA of Dermatophagoides pteronyssinus (European house dust mite), 2614 nucleotides long. It is a transcript of the gene Vps51, whose product is annotated as vacuolar protein sorting 51. Gene Ontology annotation, cellular component: EARP complex; GARP complex; membrane. Lineage: Eukaryota; Metazoa; Arthropoda; Arachnida; Sarcoptiformes; Pyroglyphidae. Gene Ontology annotation, biological process: Golgi vesicle transport; endocytic recycling; lysosomal transport. The record is from RefSeq and is a predicted model, not a curated record.
UUUUGAUGUUUUCGUGGAUGUUUUCGAUCGGUCGGUCAAUCGGUAUUUUUGAUUUGAUUUUCGGUAAAAUUGUGGGAAAUGAUGGAAUCAAAAUCAUUACAAAAUGAUAAUGUUGUUGUCGAUGAUGAUGAUGAUGAUUAUAUUUGUGAUCCAUGUGAUAUGAAUAGUACGGAUUUUAAUCCAGAUAUCUAUAUGAUCAAGAUAUUGAAAGAAAGUCGCCUGUCCGAACUAAUGGAUACUGAACAAAUGUUAUAUAAACAAAUACAAACACUUGAUAGUGAAAUGCAAACAUUAAUCUAUGAAAAUUAUAAUAAAUUUAUUAGCGCUACUGAAACGGUUAAAAAAAUGACAUCACAUUUUGAUAAAAUGGAAUAUGAAUUAAAUUUAUUAUCAGAAAAUAUGGAUAAAAUAACUGGACAAAGUAAUGAAAUUGGUAAAAAUUUAAAUGAAAAACGUGAACAAAUGAUACAAAUGUCAACGAAAAAUCAACUAUUAGAAAAGAUACAAUUCAUUUUGGAAUUACCAAAUAAAAUGAAACAAUUGAUUGAACAAAAUCAAUAUGAUAAAGCAUUGGAUGAUUAUCUUGAUGCUCGACAAUCAUUGAAUAAAUAUGCACAUUUAUCAUCAUUUAAAAACAUUCAAAUGGAUUGUAAUGAAAUGCUGGAGCAAAUUAAACAAUAUUUCUAUGGACAAUUAGCCAAUGAAAAUCUAACAACAACGCAAUUGAAUAAAAGUAUUGGCUAUCUAAUUCGGUUGAAUGAAUGUCCGAAAAAUUUAUGUGAAAAAUAUUUUGAAAUGUGUGAAAAGAAAAUGAAUAUAAUUUUGGAUGAAAUUCGUAAUGAAACAACAACAACUGCGAAAUCAACUGAUGGUAUUGAUAAUCUGGACAUUUUGGAAUUUAUUGAUAAUGUUUGUAAUCAUUAUAUUGAUUCAUUGAAUGAAUGUAUAAAAUUUUAUACGGAUUGUUUUGUUGGAAAUGAGCUUAGUAUUUUGAAUGAUCAACAGCAAAAAAUCAGCAACGAUGAUAUCGAAUCAAGAUUGAAAAUAUUCAUCGAUCGACGAAUGAAUAAUUUAUUUGAAUUGAUUGUUGAGAAAAUUCGUUAUGAACAACACCGACAACAGCAACAAAAAUCGGAUAAAAUUUCCAAUAAUAAUAAUAAUGUUAUAAUGUUUGUACGGGCAUUGGAUCGAUUUUAUCGUCGCGUACAGAUGAUGAAUAAUUUUUUCGGUUAUCCGGAUUUUUCCCGUAAAAGUUUAUCAAUCAUUUUUGAAUUGACAAAAGAUCAAUGCAGAUAUUUAGUUGAUGAUUUAAUGAAUAAAUUUCAAGAUGAAUUAACUACUAUACGUCAUGAUAUUGUACAAGAUAUGACUAGAACAACAAAUCUAGCUUUAAAACAACAACGAUCAUCAAAUGUCAAACAUGAUGAUGAUGAUCAUCGAAAUCAAAAUACAUUAUUAUCCGAUACGGUUAUUGCAUUUGAAACAUCAAUAUGUGAAAAUCUGAAAUCAAUUCUUUCAAAUCUUAAUCCAUUUCUAUAUCCCGAAUUAACAUUUAUGUUGAAAGAUUUUAAAGAAAAAUUUAUUAAACAUUUAAUAUUCGAUACGAUUGUUAUCAAAUAUUUAGAUUAUAUAUUGGAAAAUAUUGAACAAUUUGAACAAUCAUAUCAAACAUCACAUAUACCAUCAUGUUUCAUAUUGAUUUUAUCGAAAAUUUGUCGUGAUCUAAGCAAUUCCAUAAUACAAUAUCUAUUUAAAUAUACGAAUGAAUUAUUUUCAUCAACAACAGCGAAAUUUACGGGUAGUCAAAAUUCCGCUGAACCAUUAAUAAAACGUUCACGUUUAAAUGGUGAAAAAUUAUUGAAUGCAUAUGUUUGGAUUGAAGGACAAUCAAUAACACAUAUGAUUAGGAAAAGUGUUGAAACACGUGAUUGGAUGAGUACGGUUGAACCAAGAUCCGUACGUUCGGUUAUGAAACGUAUGAUUGAAGAUAUAACCUUGAUUGAUUUUCUUGUCGGUCAACUAUAUGAAGAAGGUGUACGCGUAGAACGUAGUUCUGAUUCAACAAGUCGUACUUUUUCAUCGUUUAGUAUCAAUAAUAAUAAAUCAACAUCACGUUAUUCAAAAUCAAAUUGGUCAUAUGGAUCAAGUUCAUUUAUUGUUACGGAUAAUAAUAAUAUUGUAUCAAAUAUACAGAAAUUAUUUAAUGAUAAAAUUGAAAUUUUCGGUACGGUUGAAUUUUCCAAACUAUCCAUUGUAACUGGUAUUAUAAAAAUUGGUUUAAAAACUUUGAUUGAAUGUGUACGACUGUGUACGUUUAGUCGAUAUGGUUUUCAACAGAUACAGGUUGAUUCAUAUUAUUUACAAACACGUUUAUGGCGUUUUGCAUCCGAUGAAAAAAUCAUAAUGAAUUUAAUCGAUGAUGUUAUAAUUAGCAGUAAAAAACGUUGUUUGGAUCCAGUCGGUAUGGAACGAAGUGUCAUUGAAAAUAUUUGUGAAAAUCGUUGAUUAUAUGUGGUCAUCGUUGUUGAUCGAUAUAAGAUUAGCCAAAAAUUCUAUCCAAAUCAUUGAUUUGUUCAAGAUUUUGUUCCUGGAAAAAAUUGCUUGAUUUAAAACA